AUGCAGUCUCCGUUUCCUAAGUCGUCUUCGGUGGCCGGCGAGGGCGAGAUCGUAGCUCAGCUCUUGCCCAACGGUCUGUCAGGUCUCAAGGCCAUGUCGUAUCAGUAUCCUCUGAAACUCAUUUCUCCGACACCGGCUGCCGACCAGAAAAGCGUUCUGGUCUUUCUAUUAUCCUAUGGCGGCGGACUUGUCGGGGGCGACAGCGUCAAUCUGUCCAUCCGCACUCUGCCAGGAGCAAACCUCAGCGUUGUCACACAGGGUCAUACAAAGAUUUUCAAGUCUGCGUCUCCCGACAUUGUUACGCGCCAAACGCUCAAUGUCCAUGUAGAAGGCGAUUCCGGCAUUUGCCAAUUGCCAGAUCCAGUCCAGCCUUUUGAUGGAAGCGUUUACGAGCAGACUCAGAUAUUCACAGUUGCUCCUAACGCAUCUCUGUGCCUGUUAGACUGGGUGACGCAAGGCAGAACAGCGCGCGGUGAGGAUUGGAGCUUUGUCAAGUGGACGGGACGCAAUGAAAUAUGGCUGGCAAGGGAAGCGCCCGACCACAAAAACCGUUUGCUCGUUCGAGACACGGUCAUAUUAGACAGAGACAGCCAAAGCCUAGUAGGGAGAUCGCUACGAGACUCUAUGCAUGGGAAUGGCCUCUUUGGAACGCUUAUUCUUAGAGGUCCCCAGAUGCAGACGUUAGGCAACUUCUUCCUCGAAGAGUUUGGCGCAUUACCCCGUAUCGGUGCAAGAGAUUUCAGAUCGGCGGAGGCAAAAGCUAAGGAAGAAAGUAACUUGACAGAGCAUGAACUAUGGAGGCUGAAACGUAUAGAAAUGGAGACGAAAGACGGUAUCUUGUGGUCGGCGGCGAGGGUCAGGGGAUGUGUCAUUGUGAAAUUUGGAGCAAGCACUGUUGAAGCUGGUCGGCUGUGGAUUGGCAUCAUGCUAAGUCGAGAAGGGACAGUUGCAAGAGUUUAUGGGGAGCAAGCGCUGAUGUGUGUAAAAUGA
Messenger RNA from Colletotrichum orchidophilum, 990 nucleotides. RefSeq names its product UreD urease accessory protein. Lineage: Eukaryota; Fungi; Ascomycota; Sordariomycetes; Glomerellales; Glomerellaceae. Gene Ontology annotation, molecular function: nickel cation binding. The transcript has a single exon. The record is from RefSeq and is a predicted model, not a curated record. Bases 1 to 990 code for a protein of 329 amino acids.